This is a messenger RNA of Diversispora eburnea, 867 nucleotides long. The record is from the annotation of a GenBank genome assembly. Lineage: Eukaryota; Fungi; Glomeromycota; Glomeromycetes; Diversisporales; Diversisporaceae.
AUGUCAAGAAAAAAAGAUUUGCUCGAAAAUGCUCUAAAAAAUCGAUUUAUUACGCCAUUUGAUUAUAACACAUUUGAAGAAUUUGUUCCUAUUGGGCGAGGAGGAUUCGGUCAAGUCAUGCGCGCUUAUUCGAAAAGUUUAGAAAAAUAUGUUGCAUUAAAAAAUCCCUUUGAAGAAACAUAUUACCUAGUGUUACAAUAUGCGAAAGAUGGUGACUUAAAAGCUUAUUUACAAAAUAAUUUUGAAAACCUUAAUUGGCAAAUUAAAAUUAAUAUGGCUAAAGAUAUCGCAAGGGGUUUAAGUUUUAUUCAUAAAAAAAAUAUUGUUCAUAGAGAUUUAGUGAGAUUAUCUCGUUCAUUGGAUACCAGUUCAAAUUCUCUUAUAGGUGGAACGUUUGCAUAUACAGAUCCUAGAUAUUUAAAAAAUAUAGGAUAUUAUAAGAGAAAUAAAGAGUCAGACGUAUACAGUUUAGGAGUUCUUUUUUGGGAAUUAUCAAGCGGAAGACCUCCGUUUAAAAAUUUCGCAAAAGAAGAUGUAUAUAAAAAAGUUACUUCCGGUGAAAGAGAAACACCUAUUGAUGGAACACCCACGGAUUAUAUCAACAUUUAUUCAAAUGCGUGGGAUGAUGAUCCAAUUCAAAGAAAAUCUAUAGAAGAUAUUCGUAAAUCCCUUGAAAAAAUUCAGUUUGAAAAUCUUUUCUAUGUGUCUAAUAAAAAUAUUCAAUCUAAUGCUUCUAUUGAAAACAUUGAACCACUCGUGGAAGUGUAUAAUAUAUAUAGUCAAGAUUUGGUAUCAAAUGUAUCAAAUGAAGAAAGCGAUCAAACAUCAUUUAAUUUAAAAUAUGGAGGUAUUUCUUUAUUUCAAUAA